AGUCUAAAUAUCCUUUCUUCUUCACCGGUGGCAAGGCAAUGGCAGUCCCCCUCACUUUCAUCUCCGGCAAACCACCAUUCUCCGCCACACCAUCACAGUUAACUACCAAUCUUUCACUCCCACUCACUCUUCUACCCAUCAUCCCUUCAAAGACUCAUGUUUCUAAACACCUCAUAAUAACCAAUGCUAUUGCUAAACAUUCACAUUCACAUAAAGCUUUUGUGGUCUCGAGGUUCGGUCCUGACGAACCAAGGAAAGGAUCUGAUGUCCUAGUGGAAGCACUAGAGCGCGAAGGGGUAACGAACGUCUUUGCGUAUCCAGGUGGCGCCACCUUGGAGAUCCACCAAGCGCUAACACGAUCAACCAUCAUACGCAACAUCCUCCCUCGCCAUGAGCAAGGCGGUGUGUUUGCUGCAGAGGGUUACGCACGCGCCUCUGGUUUAACCGGCGUAUGCAUAUCUACUUCCGGUCCAGGCGCUACAAACUUGGUCAGUGGCCUUGCCGACGCCCUUCUUGAUAGCGUCCCAAUCGUCGCCAUUACUGGACAAGUCCCUCGUAACAUGAUUGGUACUGAUGCUUUCCAAGAAACACCCAUUGUUGAGGUUUCACGCUCCAUUACUAAACAUAACUACCUAGUUUUGAAUGUACAAGAUAUCCCACGUAUAGUUCAUGAAGCUUUCUUUCUUGCCUCGUCUGGUCGGCCCGGCCCGGUUUUAAUCGACAUCCCAAAAGACAUACAACAACAGUUGGUUGUUCCCAAUUGGGAUGAACAACAACAACCUAUGAGGUUAGAUGGUUACAUCUCCAGGUUACCAAAGCCUCCAAACGAGACGCAUUUACGACAAAUUGUACGCUUCAUAAAGGAAUCGAAGAGGCCGGUUUUGUAUGUGGGUGGGGGUUGUAUGAACUCGAGUGAUGAACUGGGUCGUUUUGUAGAGCUUACCGGGAUUCCAGUGGCGAAUACUUUGAUGGGACUUGGAACAUACCCCGGGUCGCAUGAUUUGUCGCUUCAUAUGCUAGGGAUGCAUGGCACGGUUUAUGCGAAUUAUGCGAUUGAUAAAAGCGACUUGUUGUUGGCGUUUGGCGUCCGGUUUGAUGACCGUGUGACGGGAAAGAUUGAAGCGUUUGCGAGUCGAGCAAAGAUUGUUCAUAUCGAUAUUGAUCCUGCCGAGAUAGGGAAGAAUAAGCAGCCUCAUUUUUCGAUUUGUGGGGAUAUCAAGGCGGCUUUACAAGGACUAAACAAGAUUUUGGAAAGAGGUGAAGAUCUUGAUUUCGAUUUCUCACCUUGGAAGGAGGAAGUAAUGAAUCAGAAAGCGAGUAACCCGUUGAGUUAUAAAACGUUUGGGGACGCGAUUCCACCUCAGUAUGCGAUCCAAGUGCUGAAUGAAGUGACGGGUGGGAACGCGAUCAUAACGACUGGGGUGGGGCAGCAUCAAAUGUGGUCAGCCCAGUUUUACAAGUACAAUAGGCCUAGGCAAUGGCUAACUUCGGCUGGGCUAGGUGCUAUGGGGUUCGGGCUGCCUGCAGCUAUCGGGGCGGCUGUUGCACGACCAGAUGCAGUCGUGGUUGACAUCGACGGUGAUGGAAGUUUUAUGAUGAAUGUUCAAGAAUUGGCGACCAUUCGUGUAGAGAAUCUUCCUGUUAAAAUGAUGGUGCUUAAUAACCAACACUUGGGUAUGGUGGUUCAGUGGGAAGACCGUUUUUAUAAGGCAAACCGCGCGCACACCUACUUAGGAAACCCGACAAACGAAUCGGGUAUAUUCCCAAAUAUGUUGAAGUUUGCUGAAGCGUGUGACAUCCCCGCUGCGCGAGUAACCAAAAAGGGAGAUGUUAGAACCGCGAUUCAGAAAAUGUUGGAUACACCCGGGCCUUACUUAUUGGAUGUUAUCGUUCCACAUCAAGAACAUGUUUUACCCAUGAUCCCAGCCGGAGGGGGUUUUAACGAUAUCAUAACUGACGGCGAUGGCAGAACACAAUAGGCUCAAUACUAGUAUAUCAAAUAAAUUGGUUAGUAAAGCAUUGUGUGUUAAAUGUUAUAAUUAAUACAUGCAGUAUGUAUCUACCUCAUUUGUGGAA
Molecule: messenger RNA, 2076 nt
Organism: Helianthus annuus (common sunflower)
Lineage: Eukaryota; Viridiplantae; Streptophyta; Magnoliopsida; Asterales; Asteraceae
Product: acetolactate synthase 1, chloroplastic
Exons: 1
Coding region: 39-1979 (646 amino acids)
Biological process (GO): L-valine biosynthetic process
Cellular component (GO): acetolactate synthase complex
Molecular function (GO): magnesium ion binding; thiamine pyrophosphate binding; flavin adenine dinucleotide binding
Source: RefSeq, a predicted model, not a curated record